This is a messenger RNA of Labrus mixtus (cuckoo wrasse), 1882 nucleotides long. RefSeq names its product sedoheptulokinase (gene shpk). The transcript has 7 exons. Gene Ontology annotation, biological process: cellular response to lipopolysaccharide; carbohydrate metabolic process. Lineage: Eukaryota; Metazoa; Chordata; Actinopteri; Labriformes; Labridae. The record is from RefSeq and is a predicted model, not a curated record. The coding region runs from base 3 to 1424 and encodes 473 amino acids. Gene Ontology annotation, molecular function: sedoheptulokinase activity. Gene Ontology annotation, cellular component: cytosol.
UGAUGACAGUGGCUGAACGCUCAGUACGUGAAGCAGUCAUGUCUGCCUUCAUCCUCGGUUUAGACGUGGGAACAACCUCAGUGAAAGCCGUCCUGUUAGAAACUGACUCCAGAUCGGUGGUUGAGAGUCACGCUUUGCCGACUGCGUCUGAUAUCAGCGACAAUACCAACAACGGGAUAAAGGCGAAAGAGCAGGAUCCCGGCCGGAUAGUGGAGGCGCUGAACAGAUGUGUCGGCCAGCUGUCCAGAGACAAGCUGCAGCGUGUCAGCAGCAUCGGGCUGUCCGGGCAGAUGCACGGAGUUUUAUUCUGGAAAGCAAAGAGCGGUUGUGAUUGGUCGAACAUGGAAUUCUUCACACCCAGAGACACCAGUCAACUAAUCACCUGGCAGGACGGACGCUGCAGCAGUCAAUUCCUGUCCUCUCUUCCCAAGCCAGACUCUCAUCUCAGCGUGGCCUCAGGGUUUGGCUGUGCAACAAUCUUCUGGUACACGAGGAACAGGCCGGAGUUCCUUGAGGACUUCACAGUGGCAGGAACCAUCCAGGACUAUGUGGCGUCCAUGCUGUGUGGUCUGGAAGAGUGUGUGAUGACACCUCAGAAUGCAGCCAGCUGGGGCUUCUUCAACACCACGUCCAACCAGUGGAACACUAACAUCUUGACGGAAGCCGACUUCCCUUUGCACCUGCUCCCAAAGUGUGUGCCGUCUGGGGGCUUUGCGGGGAAGACGUGCUCUAACUGGCAUGGUAUCCCUGCUGGUACACCUGUAGCUGCUGCCCUGGGAGACUUCCAGUGCUCUGUCUACUCCUGCAUGAGUGCGAACACAGACGCAGUUCUUAACAUCAGCACCUCUGCUCAGCUGACCUUCGCCAUGCCAGCUGGCUUCAAACCUCCAGACUCUCCUCCGCCCGCCUCCUCCGUCGCCUACUUCCCUCACUUCAACGACUCGUACUUGGCGGUGGCGGCUUCACUGAACGGAGGGAACGUGAUGGCGACAUUUGUGGGGAUGCUCGGCGCCUGGAUGAAAGAGCUCGGUGCAGAGCUAAGCGAUGUCUGCUUGUAUGAGAAGUUGAUCCACUGCGCCCUGAAUCAGGAAACGAGCGACCUGAGGGUGAGUCCCACAGUCCUGGGAGAGAGACACGACCCGCUUUGCCUCGGCCACGUGACCAACAUCUCCACCGCCAAUCUGUCUCUGGGUCAUGUGACCAGGGCUCUGUGCCGAGGAGUGCUGGACAACAUCACCGCCAUGAUGCCUGCUGAGCGGCUGCAGCAGGCGGGCGUGAGCAGGAUUGUGGGUUGUGGGAGCGCUCUUGCCCGGAACGAGGUGCUGAGACAGGAAGUGGAGAAGGCGUUUCCUCAGCCGGUGGUGUACGGACAAAACGCGGACUCUGCUGUCGGCGUGGCCAUGCUCCUCUGUGACUUACUUUGAACUAGACUUCUAUGUAAACCUGUCACGCUGGAGCGCUGUCUCAGAUUUUGCAGUCUUACAUCUUCUGAUGAUUUAAAACGUUGAGGACCAAAUGAUUGAAGCUAUUAUGAAGAAUAUUUAACAGGAAGGAAUACUUUUACUUUCUGAGCAUGCAGCAGAUCUACGAUUCAUUCCAGCUCACUGGAUUGUUGAUUUGGACAAAAGAGAGGAGGAGAACUUAUUAAUCUGGUAACAAAGGACCGGUCUCAAGACCACUUUUUGAAGGUCUCAGACUUGACAGACUCCGGACUUUAAAAAGGACAUAUUAUCCCCUUUCUCCACCUCUUCAAACAGUCCCCUGUGGUCUAAUUGCUCUGAUUUUUAUCCCCCGGUUACGGCCGCAGCCUUCCCGGUGUUACGGUCUAAGUGAGUGACACGCCCCCUAACCACAAGAUGAUGAUUUUUCAGAGAUAGUUAUG